CAGACAGACAGACAGACAGACAGACAGACAGACAGACAGACAGACAGACAGACAGUACAGAAUUCAUAAAGUUGCACAGCGGUAUGAAAUGGUCGCAAGGAAGAUGAUGAAUUCUUUGGAGUUGGCGUUGAAUACGGUCGACUGCUUCCGUUAUUGCUUAUAUGUUGUUUUUAAAAAAGUUUUAUGGAGGUUCAGUUAUGUAUAGCUCUGUACAUAAGUCUUUUUGUAUGGCCAUUUAUUUAUAAAAAUGCUAAGUAUUUUCAGUUGGUCUAAAUUAGAUAAGUAUUUAAGUUGUGUUAGGUAUAAAUGGAAGAACAAGAGUAGCUGUGUCUUCUUUCAAUGCAUUUCAUGGCAGUUCAAAAUAUAUGGUUCAUGAUUUGUGAUUUGUUAUUAAGUGCGGCACUAAGGUAAUGCUGUCAUUAAGGUGCAUAACUUGCAGUAGUUGAAGGACGGCUUGUGUUGGACUUAACAGGAGGCACCUCUACCAUAUUCUACUCAGUAGGAUAUAUGGUGCCUUUUAUAUAAUAUAUCAUGUUCAGCAUAAUGUUGCAAACAUCGUCGUUUGUGAGAAGCUAAAUAAAUGAUCUGGACUGUAUUUCACUGGAUAAUUGUGUUAUUACCGUUGGAGCAUCCAGUAUUUAUUACAGGUGACAGUGAGCAUUCCUUCCAUUCAUGAGACAGUUUAAUUAGAGUAGAACUGUAGACAGGAUCAACUUGCUUUGUCUCUACUCCAUAGCAACCUUUUGUUAUGUAUUUAAGGCUUUUUUCUUUUCAUUUGCAUUUGCAGUUUUUACACACAUGAAUAAAAAUGUUCAUAGUAUGUGUGAUUUUAUAAUUUUCUUUAAAUGUGUGUUGAAAUUGCGGUGCUCUUAACUGUUCCCCUUUCAUCUUUAAAACAGACUGUGGCUGUAGGUGCAGAUGGGUUCAGGACCGGCUUUCUGCCAACUGCAUACCAUUUCUAUCUAUUGUCCACAUUUUGAUUGGCUCUAGUUUUCAAAAGUCAAACCUCUGCAUGGGGUUCACUUUUUUCAAUCGCUGUGAAGAAAGCACGAAAGGCUGUCAUCAUGGCACAAUGUCUGAUGUCCAUCAAACUGCACAUCAAGUGCAGGUUAAACGGUCUCUCUUAGCCAUCGUCUUUAAUGGCUGCUUCGCGAAGCCGCAUGCAGGAAGUUGCUCUGAAGAUUCAGGCGGAAUAUGAUGGAAACGACACAGAAGAAAGUCCUGUCUCUCUUUGGCACCAUGAAGACAGGCAAGGCCCACAGACUAACUGACGCCAGCAGCUUGCAUCUCCGCCAAAGCCCCUUCAGCAGCUGCCGGUCCUACUUGGGGCAGGGGACGCCUGAGGGAUGGGAUGGGUAUGUCCGGUGUGGACCAUGUGUUCCACAAGGUGUGUGUGGCCCGCAUCGCCUCGAGUAGCAGCAAUUUUUACCCCCAACAUUUAAAAACACGCCAUAAUCCUUUUCGCGAACAUAACCGCACCAUCGUGGACCGCUAUCAUUUAAAGUUGUUAGUUACCAUUGUCUAAAACGAUGACAUGACAGAAAGAGGAGUUAUCUCCAAGGUAACCUAAUAAUUUCCAGGGAAGUGUAAAUUACGCACCUUAUUUUUUCUGACCUGUGGUGUGUGGGUGUGUGCUUUAUUUUGCAGGCAUGCAAUGCAAUGAAUUAAUUUACAAGUACAUGUACAUGGAGCCAUGGUAGGGCUGGCCAGUGUGUCUUUGGCAUGUUGUCAGAGCACACAUUGUGUUUAGGACUACAGGAGAAGGCCUUCAGUAAACAUCCUAGAGGACAUUCUGGAUACAGCUCUGCCAUUGCAAUGCCUGAAACUAACCCUAGUUCUUGUAGGUCAAAAGUACUGGGUAUGCUGUGCUGCAGAUAUGGGAAUGCUAAUAAUGAAUUUAUGACGAGACAUCAGGCCUGUAAUUGUGUCCCAGUUCCCUUUAAGGCUUCACGCAGAAAAGGAGGGGCCUUACUCCCUUUCAAAAUAGACGGUUGGGGGACGGGAUGUGGUGAGAAGUGUUGAGUAGUGUAUGCUGUUGGAAAAACCCUCCUGGCUGGAACCGGGAGGCAGCGAUUGCAACACUGACAGGCUUGUUGCUUACCCCCUCAGAUGUGAUUCAUGUGGUGCCUUGCUCAAUUUGACUCAAAACAUUCCAGUGUAGUGCUGGCGUGAGGAUUCCUUGUUCUCUUUUUUUAUGGUGAACACACAAGGUGGUUCUUGAAGGUAGAUGGAGCGUAUAUAGAUCAACUGUUGUUUUAACUUUCACACGCUUAAGUGUUUAAUCACAAUUUAAAGGCAUACAAUCUGCAUUUGAAAUCCAUCACAUGAAAGUAAGACAACACAAUCCACUCCACUUUUGAGUGUUGAACUGAACGUCUGACCUGUGGCACCGUGGUCUCGGUAACAGUGUGUGUUGGUGCAGGGUAUGGGGGAAGGGGGUCAGAGUUCGGGGGCGCUAUGUACCCGUCAAGCUCCCUCAGUCGAAGAUCUCAAGGCGACGGGCGGGAAGGUUGAGAAGAUGCAGAUGAAGCGGGAGAUCUCGCUGAUCAACGGCAUAUGCCUCAUCGUCGGCAACAUGAUCGGCUCGGGCAUCUUCGUGUCGCCCAAGGGGGUUCUGAUGCACAGCGGCUCUUACGGCCUGUCACUGGUCAUCUGGGGCCUUGGGGGCGUCUUCUCCGUGUUCGGCGCGCUUUGCUACGCCGAGCUCGGCACCACCAUCACCAAGUCGGGCGCCAGCUACGCCUACAUCCUUGAGUCCUUCGGUGGUUUUCCGGCAUUCAUCCGCCUGUGGACGUCGAUCCUGCUGAUCGAGCCUGCCAGCCAGGCAGUCAUCUCGCUCACCUUCGCCAACUACCUGGUGGAGGCCCUGUACCCCACCUGCCAUCCCCCCUACGACGCCAUCCGACUCAUCGCUGCUGCUUGUCUAUGUGUACUGAUCUUCAUCAACUGUGCGUACGUGAAGUGGGGAACGCUUGUCCAGGACAUCUUCACGUACGCAAAGCUCAUGGCGCUCAUCCUGGUCAUCGUCAUGGGGAUCCUCAAGAUCUCUUCAGGGGAGACAAGGAACUUUGACGCUCCAUUCGAAGGGUCUUCUUCGGAGCCCGGAGCCAUUGCCCUGGCUCUUUACUCUGCACUCUUUUCCUACUCGGGCUGGGACACGCUCAACUUCGUCACAGAGGAAAUUCAGAAUCCGGAGAGGAACCUGCCACUGGCCAUUGCCGUCUCUAUGCCCAUAGUGACCAUAAUCUACCUGUUGACCAACGUGGCGUAUUAUGUGGUGCUGGACAUGCCGUCCCUGUUGGCUAGCGAUGCAGUGGCUGUGACCUUUGGGAACGCCGUCUUGGGCCCUUUCAGUUGGAUCAUCCCAGUGGCGGUGGCCAUGUCCUGCUACGGAGGACUCAACGCCUCCGUCAUCGCCGCCUCGCGGUUGUUUUUCGUGGGGGCCAGAGAGGGCCACCUUCCAAACAGCCUGAGUUUGAUCCACAUGGAGCGAUACACUCCCAUUCCUGCACUGCUGUUCAAUGGCCUGAUGGGCCUGAUCUUCCUUUGUGUUGAGGACGUCUUCCAGCUCAUCAACUACUUCAGCUUCAGCUACUGGCUCUACGUGGGCCUCUCCGUUGCCGGCCUUAUCUACCUGCGCUACACCCAGCCGCUCAGACACAGACCUGUCAAGCUGCCUCUGGUCUUCCCAAUCCUCUACUGUGUAUGUAGCCUGUUUCUGGUGGUGGUUCCUCUCUACAGCGACACCAUUAACUCCCUCAUAGGGAUAGGGAUCGCUCUCUCUGGGGUCCCUGUCUACUACGUGGCCAUUUACCUGCCUGAGGACAACAGACCCAAACUCAUCGGCACAAUGAACGCCUUCUUCACCAGGUACACCCAGAUGCUUUGUUACUGCUGCCUCACCGAGCUGGACACCGAGACCGGGGCCCCAAUGGUUGAUGAAACACAGUGAGGGGGGGGCCCAGUCGGCAGCACCCCACAAAACACCCACUGUGCCUGGACACUCCCAGAGCAUAGAGCGGAUCGGAGUAUGCUAUCCUCAUUAUCAUCAUGGAUGUGGGAAGGCAGCAUACUGUCUGUCCAGUUCAGCGACCUGACAACGUAAACAAACACACUGCCAUCAAGAGGAGGAGGAGGAGCAAAGCUUGAUUGUGUUUCAUUAAAGGAUACCAUCUGGAUAUUUCUACCUUGACAAUAUUUUCCCAUCAUUUUUGGUUUAAAGGACUAAUGCAUAGCACAAUUUCUUUUAAUUGGUCCAGUACUGAGCGAGACCGUUGCAGCCGAAAUCCGUUAAACUGGCUACAAAAUAAUCCUUAUUGGGAAAUAUGUGCUUUUUUUUUCUUUGAAGUACUUUUGGAUGUUUAUAUAUGCCCAUGUUGGAAGUGAAAAGAUUUAGUGUGAAUACAAUAGUUUUAUAGAACCACAGUUAUAUAAUUAGUACCAUACCACAAAUUAUAUGAAACUGUUAUGGAUUUGUAAUAAACACAUUUCAAUUUUGAUAUAAUAGGUGCAUGGUGCCAUUAGAGAGUGCCACAGCACAGCCACUAUGAGCAGUCACAAAGUGACCCUCCAUGUCAGCCCAACCUUCCCAACGGCAGAAACCUAGGGAGCCGGAGAGACGUUUCACUGAAGUACUUUAAUCAAGUCAAAUUAAGGUUAUUGUACUUUUACUUAAAUACUGAUGGAUUCCAAAGUAAACAUUGUCUUCUAUUUGUACUUAGACAUUGUUACGGCCACAUUGGCCUUUCAGUCGUCAUUGUGUGUGUGCUAUUCGUUUUGUCUGCCUUUGCUCUCAUUGGCCUGGUCCUGAAUAUUCCACUGUCUUCUGCCCCGUUUCUUUGUUACGUCUGAGCCGCGUAACAACAUGCACGUUUAAAUAAAAAGUAGGAUUGAAAGAAGGACAUCCAAGUAUUGUAUAUUAUUCUUCCACUCUGUACAGGGUUUACAUACAAGCUAUAUGUAGCCCUAGUGGGCAGUAGAGCAUUCAGAUAUGAACUUGUCAAUAGGUUCGUAAUGAGGGAAAGAAUAAAAUGACAAAACAAUGAUUAACUGGAGCCAAAGGUUAACUUUUAGAUUUACUGUAUUCAACCUUGUAGAAAAAUAAUAAAAUAGAUUUCAGUGCAAUCAAGCAUAUUCAGGAAUUCCACAAUUUAGACCCUAACAUUAGGUCGGAAACAAUUAUCGGUAAACACCAUGAAAUGCCUGAAAAAUGUCCAUAAGGAAAAAAUGUAAUAUAAACAAAGAUAAAUUCCUUGCAAAUGUUCCUUUAAUUGCCUUGGUUCGGCCAGUUCAGCGUACUUUAGUCAAAAAAGGGGAAUGUCAAGUCAGAAGUCAAAAAGUAAAAGUCAAUUGGUCAUGUCAGAGCGCUUUCUCCCGAUAUGCUCAAGUGAUUGAUGUAAAGGAAGAUUGGUAUCCUCCUCGGCACAGGUGAUGUCGGUCCACUCCUUUGGAUAAGGAGGUGUCUUCACUAGCUCGCCACCCCUUCGUCAAGGGGAAUUCCAUCAAGAUUCUCAAGGGUUUCCAAGGACUCCAAAAAACCUAGCCUUUAGUAAAAAACAGGCUAUUACUACAUGGGUCUUAGAAUAAUACUCUUUAUGGCCAUAAUGGAUAUCAUCAAAAUCCUCAACAUACUGUUGAACCACCAUAGUAAUACAAUGAAUGAAUUAUCUUUUUUAACUGUACAGCUUUUUUCCACACAUGAAAUGUGUUAAUCUUUUGACUAAAUAUGAAUUAUAUUUAGCUAUUUAUCAUGAAUCACAAUCACUUCAACUCUUUUAACCAUGAA
Molecule: messenger RNA, 5785 nt
Organism: Gadus chalcogrammus (walleye pollock)
Lineage: Eukaryota; Metazoa; Chordata; Actinopteri; Gadiformes; Gadidae
Product: Y+L amino acid transporter 2-like
Exons: 10
Coding region: 2426-3952 (508 amino acids)
Biological process (GO): amino acid transmembrane transport
Cellular component (GO): membrane
Molecular function (GO): L-amino acid transmembrane transporter activity
Source: RefSeq, a predicted model, not a curated record